This is a messenger RNA of Trichomonas vaginalis G3, 750 nucleotides long. Its product is annotated as 5'-flap endonuclease protein. Gene Ontology annotation, biological process: double-strand break repair via homologous recombination. The transcript has a single exon. The coding region runs from base 1 to 750 and encodes 249 amino acids. NCBI's taxonomy places the organism in Eukaryota, Parabasalia, Trichomonadida, Trichomonadidae. Gene Ontology annotation, molecular function: crossover junction DNA endonuclease activity; 5'-flap endonuclease activity. Gene Ontology annotation, cellular component: Slx1-Slx4 complex. The record is from RefSeq and is a predicted model, not a curated record.
AUGGAAACUUUUGCAGGUUGUUAUAUAUUAAGAAGUCAAAACCCUCAAUACAAAACGCACUGCUAUAUAGGCUUCACUGUAAAUCCUCCUCGACGUAUUAAACAGCAUAAUGGAGCUAGAGUUGGUGGAGCAUUUAAAACUCAUACGAUGAGACCAUGGGAAAUGACAUUGGUUGUAUGGGGUUUUCCAACAAAAAAGCUUGCUCUUAAGUUUGAAUGGACUUGGCAGCAUCCAACUGAAGCAAAAUCAUUGAAACAUAUUAAUUUCGAGGAAUUUUAUCAAAGAGAAGGCGGACCUCGUAAAUACAAUACGAAUUUAAAGAUUUUAAAGGAAAUGUUGCUUUCCCAGCAAUGGAAUAGAUUAUCCUUAAGAAUUUGCGUCCAAUGUAAAGACGUUUACGAAAUGUUGUUACAGCCACCAGUCCUCCCACAACAUAUUAAAAUAGAAUUGGGAAGUAUUAAUGAUUUACCGAUUGAUUCUCAUGGAUUUCCAUCACCUGGUGAAUAUGGAAAUACUCCAUGUCCUUUAUGCAAUGAAUCAGAACCUCCUUAUAAUAUGAAUUGGGUUGUUUGUCCAUUUUGUGGUACAUUAAUGCACCUAAAAUGCAUGGCGCUGAGACUUAUCUCACAAAGCCCAUCUGCAGGCACAGCUCUAAUACCUACACAUGGUUCUUGUCCUUCUUGCAAAGAAAAUAUAAUUUGGAGAGAUCUUGUUGAAUUAAGGAAUCAAAUUCAAGACGAAGAAGAAUAA